Messenger RNA from Penicillium digitatum Pd1, 831 nucleotides. The record is from RefSeq and is a predicted model, not a curated record. NCBI's taxonomy places the organism in Eukaryota, Fungi, Ascomycota, Eurotiomycetes, Eurotiales, Aspergillaceae.
AUGAGAGGCUCUUCAGAACCGCUGUCCCCUAGCCACGAGCCCGACCCCCCUGAGGGAAACACUGACUAUUGGCGAGACGAGCCUUUCUAUACCGGUCUCUCGCAUGGCUGCACAUCUACUGAAGCUGAUGUGUGGUUAUACAAUGGCACCCUCUAUGUCGGCCAUGAUCAAUCCGCCCUGACAGCGUCGCGAACUCUUGAAUCCUUGUACAUCAAUCCGAUUCUGGACGUCCUGGAGCGCCAGAAUCCUGAGAGUCCAUUCACAUCAUCGCCUAGUAAGAAUGGCGUGUGGGAUACUGUUCCCGACCAAACGCUUUACUUCUUCAUUGAUGUGAAGACGUCCGGGCCCGAAACGUUUAAGGCUGUGAUUGCCGCUUUAGAGCCUCUGCGAGAGAAAGGCUAUCUUACCACCGUCAGGGAUGGCAGGACCGUUACCAAUGGGCCCGUCACUAUCAUUGGUACGGGAGAGACACCCUUCGACAUGGUUGCGCCCAUCAAAGACCGAGACUACUUUUUCGAUGCGCCUCUUGCGGAUCUCAAUGAUCCCAAGUACGCCGAUGUCACUGGCGUUAUCUCACCCGUUGCUUCAACAAAUUUCCAGGAAGCCGUCGGCAAGAUAACUGUCGAUACGGAUCCAAUUCUCUCCGACGACCAACUCAAAGCUCUCCGAGAACAAAUUUCCACAGCAAAUGAGCGUGGGAUUGGUGCCAGAUAUUGGAACACACCACACUUCCCGUUACGUGCACGGAACCUUGUCUGGAGAACCCUUUUGAGAGAAGGGGUCAUUCUUCUCAAUGUCGAUGAUCUAGAUGCUGUGGCUUCUUACUUUUGA